GGAAGUGUGUGAUUGCGCCGCUGGCUCCCCCUGCUGGCGAGUGUGACGCGCCGCACGAUGCGCCUUUUGGCAGCCUGGGGGCGGGGCUUCCGGGUCAUGGGGGCGUGGUCUGUUCGAACAGGUAGAACAGGCUGCGGUGAAGGAAGUCAUCCGGUGCCAAAGUGAAGAGGAGUGGACAUUUGAAGAAGGAGGAGGAGAAGGAAACAUGGCCGUCAACAAAUGCAUCAAAUAUCUUCUCUUCAUUUUCAACCUCCUUUUCUGGCUGAGCGGCUGCAUCAUCCUGGGCGUGUCCAUCUACCUGAAAGUCAGCAAGGAUGGCAACUCGAUCACAAACGAGUCUCUUCCUGGCGUCGACCUGCUGAUCGCCGUCGGCGUCAUCAUCAUGGUGCUGGGCUUCCUGGGAUGCUGCGGCGCCAUCAAAGAGAACCGCUGCCUGCUGAUCCUGUUCUUCGUCAGCCUCCUCAUCAUCUUCAUCCUCCUGCUGGUGGCAGGAAUCCUGGGAGCAGUGGGCGAGAAGAAGGUGAAGGAGUGGGUGAAGGAGCGUCUGCAGAAGUUCUUGCCGCUGUCGAAUCAGCCCGAGGAUGUGAGGAAAGAUCUGGAAAAACUGCAGGAAGAGCUCAAAUGUUGCGGACUCAUCAACGGAGCGUCUGACUGGGACACCAUUCCCGCCUCGUGCCGCUGCACCCCCACAGAGUCCGAUUGCAGCGCCACCGGCGUGUAUAGCACGCCGUGCUCCAGCCAGAUUGUCCGUCUGUUGGAAAAAAACAUGGAGGUGGUGAUCGGAAUCGCAUUCGCCAUCGCCAUCCUGCUGAUCGCUGGCAUGGUCUUCUCCAUGAUCCUCUACUGUCAGAUCACCAAGGAGAACGUCACCACGGCCUGAACACGCCCCUCAGUGGGCCCCCGGACAACCCUAUGCUUUUAUUUUGAAGGAAUGUUUGGACUUGAACUCCAUUUUUUUGAUUUGUGUUGUUUUUCAUGCAAAUUUGUUGGAAUGUACCGGAGGUGACACGUGUAAAUAUAACAGGACCACAAAAGAUGACCAAUAAAAUGUGCUUUUUUUCCAAUUAUAAAAGUUAUAUUUUAGACGAUCCAA
Nerophis lumbriciformis (worm pipefish) is the source of this 1093-nucleotide messenger RNA. Its product is annotated as tetraspanin-8-like. Lineage: Eukaryota; Metazoa; Chordata; Actinopteri; Syngnathiformes; Syngnathidae. The record is from RefSeq and is a predicted model, not a curated record. Gene Ontology annotation, cellular component: plasma membrane.